Molecule: messenger RNA, 1071 nt
Organism: Kwoniella botswanensis
Lineage: Eukaryota; Fungi; Basidiomycota; Tremellomycetes; Tremellales; Cryptococcaceae
Exons: 11
Coding region: 1-1071 (356 amino acids)
Molecular function (GO): nitronate monooxygenase activity
Source: RefSeq, a predicted model, not a curated record
AUGUCUGUCAUCUCGACUCCCAUCACCGAUUUAUUCGGCAUCAAACACCCGAUUCUCUUAGCAGGAAUGAACGUAGCCGCUGGUCCCGAACUAGCCGCUGCUGUAUCCAAUGCUGGAGGAUUAGGUGUGAUAGGUGGAUUGGGAUACACACCGAAGCAUCUCAGAGGAAUAAUCAAAGAACUGAAAUCAUCUUUAGACAAACCCGAUUUACCAUUCGGUGUAGAUCUCUUGAUUCCUUCUACAGCUCCUACAGCUCGAAAGACAAAUUACGAUUAUACCAAAGGUAAACUUGACGAAUUGAUCGAUGUGAUCAUUGAGGAAAAAGCGAAACUAUUCGUUUGUGCUGUUGGUGUACCUCCUAAAGAUGUUGUGGAGAGAUUACAUAAAGCUGGUAUAUUAGUUAUGAACAUGGUAGGAGCUCCGAAACAUGUGACGAAAGCUCUGGAUGUAGGAGUCGAUCUAAUCUGUGCUCAGGGUGGUGAAGGAGGUGGACAUACCGGUACGACAGCUACAUCAAUCUUGAUACCUGCAUGUGUGGAUUUGUGUAAAGGAAGAACAUCACCUUUGACCGGUCAGCCUGUCCACGUGAUUGCCGCAGGAGGUAUAUACGAUGGAAGAGGUUUAGCUGCGUCAUUGAUGCUAGGUGCUCAAGGUGUAUGGGUAGGGACGAGAUUUGUCGCGUCUACCGAAGCUGCUGCUCCGAAGAAACAUAAAGAUCUGAUAUUGAGUGCCGAUCACGGUGAUGCUGGAACUACCUUGAUCUACACUGGUAGACCCCUAAGAGUCAGACAAACGGAUUAUGUUAAAUCGUGGAAUGAAAGACAGGAUGAAAUUAUUGCUCUCACCAAGCAGGGCAAGAUCCCGCACGAUUUAGAGAUGGAGAAACAUCCCGAGAAGUCGAUUCAAGCUAGGUCGUGGUUGAUGGGCGAUGUCAGCGCUUUGAUCAAGGACGUAAAACCUGCCAAGGAGAUUAUCGAUGAUAUGGUCAACGGGGCUAAACAACAUAUUGAAAGAGGAUAUGGAUUCGUCAAUGGGAAUGGGAAUGGAAAUGCAGUGAGAGCGAGGUUGUAA